UUUGUUGCAAUCCUAACCUUCGGGACACUGGCCAAUCUCUUUAGCAGUCAGAUACUUGGUCAAUGGAACGACGGUGCCUUGUUCUGGUACGUCAGUGCCGUCAUAGUAAUAAGUAUCACCAUUCUCGCAACCGCUGAUAAAAACUCCGCUAACCACGUCUUCACUAACUUCGCGAACGAGACGGGAUGGUCCGAUGGAGUCGUUUGGAUCCCCAGACUGCUACAAUCGACACUCCCUUAUUAGAUAUAAUAUCGUGAUGCAUAUGACUAAGGAGAUGCUUCGACUAUCUGAAGAGGCUUCAAGGGUUAUCAUGUUUACGAUCUGUGCAGGAGGUGUGAUGGGCACAGCAUUCAUACUCGUAAUGCUGUUUUCCUUGACGGAUCUGGAGACUAUGCUGAAUAUCUCAACCCAUAUGCGGAUUACGGAGAUAAUAUUUCAAGCAACGAAUAACCGCGGGGCUACUGUGGUGUUGGCGGUACUGCUGGGAAUGUGCUUUCUUGAUGGAACAAUAGGAUGUAUUACAAGUGUAAGUCGAAGGUUGUAUGCUAUAGCGAGAGACAAGAGGAUAGUGUUUCCCAGUUUUUUCAGAUGCUUUAGAAAAGGUCAUGAUGUUCCCUUCGCAGCAAUCAUGCUGUGCUUCUUCUUCAACCUCUGCUUUGGCCUACUCUAUCUCGGUUCGUCCACUUACCCUCCAGUUUCAGGGUGGCAAUUAAUUUCGUGCAUAGGACCCAGCGUAGCCUUCCCCGCCUACCCCUCAACGUCUCGUACACUGUCUCCAUCACCAUACGAGGCCGCGACAUCCUCGCCCAACCAAACCCUUUCUACACCCUUUAAACUGGGCCGAUGGGGAGCACUGUAGUUGGAUUGUGGUUAUUUUCGUAACUAUUACGUCUGUGCUUUCAUGCUGUCCGCUGGGGCUCCUGACAUCGACGUCGACGAUGAAUUAUGUGUCUACAGUCUUGAGCAUAUUUUUCGUGCUGAUGGUGGUUUAUUGGUGGAUUUUCGGGAGAUGUUUUGGGGGGUAGGUGAGUUUUCUUGAUGAUGAAUUCACUGCCUUGGUGGAUAGGUGCUGAU
Molecule: messenger RNA, 1074 nt
Organism: Lindgomyces ingoldianus
Lineage: Eukaryota; Fungi; Ascomycota; Dothideomycetes; Pleosporales; Lindgomycetaceae
Exons: 4
Coding region: 194-859 (221 amino acids)
Biological process (GO): transmembrane transport
Cellular component (GO): membrane
Molecular function (GO): transmembrane transporter activity
Source: RefSeq, a predicted model, not a curated record